UGUUGUCAGUUCUGCGUCCCAUCAUGGCGGCCAAUACGGGACGGGACUAUCCAGAGCAGGGACUGGAGGGAGGAGCAGCCUGGAACGGUGACGUAGGAUUGGAAUGAGGGAGUGAAUGUUCCGGGUCAGAAACUGGACGGGAGAGGAAAUUGACUUCGGGACGAUAUAGAGAAACAACCAAUGCUGCCCGCCUCUACACUGAGAUGUAGUCUGAGUUGUUUUACGCUACAAAGAGGGUUUUAAAGCAGCUGGGAGCGACGUGAGACGAGAAUUAAAGUGGAGGGGGGGGAGACAGGUGCCUACAAAGUAACGUGUGUGUUGUGUGACGACGACGGAGAGUUACUCCAAUGUUCGUCGCAACCUGACGGAGGUUUAGCUCGGUAACAUUACCGCGACUUAUUUUCUUGUUUUCUUGCCGGUGAGUUUCGCUUCGUUGGUGUGUGACGGUGAAUCCAGGACUGUCUCGCCAUAGCAAUCUGUUGCAUCCCCGUGUUUCCCGCUGUUUAUUUAUUGGACGGGUACGAGAUUUGUCCUCACUCCCCCCGUGAUGUUUCAGUGCAUACCCCUGUGGCGGUGCAACCGUCACGUCGAGACGAUCGAUAAAAGCCACUGCUCUCUGUUAUAUGUGCCCGAUGAGAUUUAUCGCUACGGACGGAGUUUGGAGGAGCUUCUGCUGGAUGCCAACCAGCUCCGAGAUUUGCCCAAGCCAUUUUUCCAGCUGGUGAAACUAAGAAAACUGGGCCUGAGUGACAAUGAGAUCCAGAGACUUCCACCAGAAAUAGCAAACUUCAUGCAGCUUGUAGAACUGGAUAUCUCUCGAAAUGAUAUUAUAGAAAUUCCAGAGAGCAUUUCAUUCUGCAAAGCUCUCCAAGUGGCAGAUUUCAGUGGAAAUCCAUUAACAAGGUUACCCGAAAGCUUUCCAGAGCUACGGAAUCUAACAUGGCUCUCCAUCAAUGAUAUUUCACUACAAGUUCUUCCAGAUAACAUUGGAAAGCUUUCUAAUUUGGUGGCACUAGAACUCAGAGAAAAUCUGCUGACAUUCCUGCCAGAAUCAUUAUCUCAGCUUCAAAGACUUGAAGAACUUGACCUAGGAAGUAAUGAACUAUACAAUUUGCCAGAGUCAAUAGGAUGUCUUGUCAGUUUAAAGGACUUGUGGCUUGAUGGAAACCAGCUGGCUGAAAUACCUGCAGAGAUGGGCAGUAUGAAGAACCUGUUGUGUCUGGAUGUGUCUGAAAAUAAACUGGAGCGGCUUCCAGAGGAGUUGGGAGGCCUGCUGUCACUUACUCACCUGCUGGUGUCUCAGAACGUCAUUGAUGCUUUACCAGAAAGCAUUGGAAAACUACAGAAACUUUCUAUCUUGAAAGUGGAUCAGAAUAAGCUAACUUUUCUUCCAGAGAGCAUCGGCAACUGUGAAAGUCUUACUGAACUUGUGCUCACAGAGAACAAGCUACAGAGUUUGCCCAGGAGUAUUGGGAAAUUAAAGCGACUUUCCAACUUUAACUGUGACAGAAACCAGCUAAUGUCAUUACCCAAGGAGAUCGGUGGCUGCAGCGGUCUGAAUGUCUUCUGUGUGCGAGAGAACAGACUGAUGAGGAUACCAUCAGAGCUGUCACAAGCCACAGAACUGCACGUGCUCGAUGUCUCUGGAAAUAGGCUCACCCACUUACCACUCUCACUGACCACACUACGGCUGAAGGCCUUAUGGUUGUCAGAAAACCAGUCACAGCCUCUCCUCAGCUUUCAGACGGAUGAGGAUCCGGAAUCAGGCGAGAAGGUGCUCACCUGUGUGCUGCUGCCUCAACAGCCAUCUGAACCAGACAAUAAAGGCUAUGAUAAACUUUCUCGCUGUGGAGCCCUGGAGAGCCUGGUGAACGACGUGGCAGACGACACGUGGGACAAUAAAGUCACACACAGGAUCAGUGCCAUUCACUUCCUGGAUGAGGAGGAGGAGGAGGAUGACGAUAAGGGUACACUACUUCGACGGGCCACGCCUCACCCCGGCGAGCUGAAAACAAUGAAGAAAGCAGCCGAGAACCUGCGCAAUGACCUGAACGCUGCUAAAGGCCUGGACUCCAACAAAAACGAGGUCAAUAACACUGCAGACAGAGCGACCACGACGUCCGUGUGACCUUUACCUCAAAAGUGAUUUUUUUUUUUCUUUUACCUCCUGUCUCUGUGUCGUCCUGCACAACCCCGCAGUCCCCUGUUUUUACCUACAACCCCCCUCCCCCGGAGUUUGUAGGUAAUACUACAAACCCUGGUGUAGCCUGCCCCUCCUCUGAUUAAAUCCUGGGAUGCCUGUAACCUUACUCCACCUCCAGUCCUGUGUAAAAUGUGUUUGACUUCAGUCUACAAGGGCUGCCUUCCUUUUUUAAAUUAAUGUCCACAGCAAUAAUCUGCACAGAGAUGCUCCUUUUUAAAAGAUGUUUUAAAGAUUUAUUGCUUUUUAAAAUAAAUCUCCUUUUAAAACUAUACAUUAGGUAGUUGCACUAUAAGUCUAUGAUGUGGCCAAACCUUAAAUGUAUUAUAUAUCUGUUCUAUAACUAUUUUUUUUAAACACUGGGUGAAUACUUUUUACAUUUUGGGCAAACAUAAAAGCAUGAGUCUAUGGACCUACUGAGUAAUGAUUAUUGUACAGUCUCUUGUGAAUAUUGAAACUUUUAUACUUUUUGGCAGCUCAGAUGUAAAUAAAAAUGUAUAGCAAAAUUGUUAAUCAGUUGCAGGUUUUUCUUCUUUCUUGUUAAAGCAGCGAAUUAAACACAGUCACUAAUGUCUUAUUCAGUACAUAUAAUUGUCACUGGGUGAGAGGAUGGCCUUAAAUCUUUUCUUUUUGUUCAUCUAUAAAACAUCCAGACCUAUUUUUGACUAAUAAAUAGAUCUGAUUUAAUAAAGUUUGGAUUUAAGUAGUGCAAAAUCAACCUUCACUCAUCUGCUAUGUAAUUAUGCAGAAUUAACAAUGCUGUCUUAUUUAUAUGUGCUGUACUUCACUGCUUUGUAAUGUUUUUCCAGUAGAUGCCAAAAACAGCUUUUGUUUUUAAAAACAUUUGUUUCCUUUUAAUGAGUACUGUACAGAAUAAUCAUUAUCAUCUGCUGAGGAUGAGGUUCGUACCGCAAAAAUGCAGUUGUUAGAAGUUCCACUUCUAGUGCACUUCUCAGUGUUUCUCAAAUCCUAUUCUUUUAUAUGGUAUAUAUUCAAUUGUAUGGUUUUGUUUUUAAAUCAGAGAAGUUGGUUCAAAGUGUUGGUUUUAUGUUUUUAAUUAUUUCCUGAUCAAACUGCACAAAAACAAAUCUCAAAUAGCCCCCGGUCCUUGAGAUUUGAAUGACUUUAUAACCACUGAUUAAUAAAUUGAGUG
Molecule: messenger RNA, 3353 nt
Organism: Monopterus albus (swamp eel)
Lineage: Eukaryota; Metazoa; Chordata; Actinopteri; Synbranchiformes; Synbranchidae
Gene: lrrc1
Product: leucine rich repeat containing 1
Exons: 14
Coding region: 548-2128 (526 amino acids)
Biological process (GO): neurotransmitter receptor transport postsynaptic membrane to endosome; cell-cell adhesion; receptor clustering
Cellular component (GO): postsynaptic membrane; basolateral plasma membrane; adherens junction
Molecular function (GO): protein kinase binding
Source: RefSeq, a predicted model, not a curated record